Messenger RNA from Scutellospora calospora, 291 nucleotides. The record is from the annotation of a GenBank genome assembly. NCBI's taxonomy places the organism in Eukaryota, Fungi, Glomeromycota, Glomeromycetes, Diversisporales, Gigasporaceae.
GAAAAAGAAAGUAUGAAUACAGAAAACAUAAAAACAGAUCUUACUUUACCCGAAGAGAUAGAAACUAAGGCCAAGACUAUGAAAAAAGAAGGCCUAGAAUUAAUAAAUAAACCUAAGCCAAAAGUUAGUAAUGAUUCAGACUUACCAAAAACAGAAUUAACUAUUCAGAUUCUAAUAAAAGAGAAUACUAAAAGAUCACUAAUACCUAAAAAAGGAGUGAAAUUUAUCGAUAAUAUGAAAAUACAUACUUCAUUUAUACUCACCCUACUCUUAGAAGUUAUUUUGCCAUAG